This is a messenger RNA of Coregonus clupeaformis (lake whitefish), 5568 nucleotides long. RefSeq names its product 5'-nucleotidase, cytosolic IIb (gene nt5c2b). The transcript has 18 exons. Gene Ontology annotation, molecular function: 5'-nucleotidase activity. The record is from RefSeq and is a predicted model, not a curated record. Bases 215 to 1900 code for a protein of 561 amino acids. NCBI's taxonomy places the organism in Eukaryota, Metazoa, Chordata, Actinopteri, Salmoniformes, Salmonidae.
CUUUUUCAAGAAAUUGCGAAAGAAACAUAUCUCCACGGACUGUGUAUGCAUGACGUAUUUACUGGUUCUUCUGCGAGCGCAUUUCAGAUACUUUUUUCGAUUUUGUUCCACGUUGAUCGUGUACGAAGCGCAUGCUCAGAUUAUCAAACGGUGCAGUUGUUGCUUUAUCCAGGAAUACCGAGAUUGACUUUCAGAGGAUUUUAAAGAUUUAAAGAUGACCACUUCAUGGAGCGACAGACUGCAGAACUAUGCAGACCUUCCAGCCAACAUGGACGGGCUGGCCAUGAAGAAGUACCGCAGAGAGGCUUACCAUAGAGUUUUUGUAAACAGAAGCUUGGCCAUGGAGAAGAUUAAAUGCUUUGGCUUCGAUAUGGAUUACACUCUAGCUGUGUACAAGUCUCCAGAGUAUGAGUCCCUGGGCUUUGAGCUGACUGUGGAGCGCCUGGUCCACAUCGGUUACCCCCAGGAGCUGCUCAGCUUCGUCUACGACCCCGCUUUCCCCACCAGAGGCCUGGUGUUUGACACCAUGUAUGGGAACCUGUUGAAGGUGGACGCGUACGGCAACAUCCUGGUCUGUGUCCACGGGUUCAAUUUCCUCCGAGGACCUGAAAUUCGGGAGCUAUACCCGAACAAGUUCAUCCAACGUGACGAUACUGAACGUUUCUAUAUCCUCAACACUCUCUUCAACCUGCCAGAGACCUACCUCUUUGCCUGCCUCGUGGACUUCUUCUCAAACUGUGACAGAUAUGCAAGCUGUGAGACGGGCUUUAAAGAUGGCGACCUCUUCAUGUCCUUCAAGAGCAUGUUCCAGGACAUCCGCGACGCCGUCGAUUGGGUCCACUUCAAGGGCACCCUGAAGGAAAAGACAGUAGAGAACCUUGAAAAAUACGUAGUGAGAGAUGCAAAGUUACCUCUCCUGCUGAGUAGAAUGAAUGAAGUAGCCAAGGUGUUCCUGGCCACCAACAGUGACUACAAAUACACACACAAGAUCAUGACAUACCUUUUUGACUUCCCCCACGGCCCAAAGCACGGGACGUCCCACCGGCCGUGGCAGUCAUACUUUGACCUGAUACUGGUGGAUGCCAGGAAGCCUCUGUUCUUUGGAGAGGGAACGGUGCUCAGACAAGUCGACACAACGACAGGGCGGCUGAAGAUCGGGACCUACACAGGACCCCUGCACCAUGGCAUCGUCUACUCUGGAGGUUCUUCUGACAUCGUGUGUGACCUGCUGGGGGCCAAGGGCAAGGACAUCGUCUACAUCGGAGACCACAUCUUCGGGGACAUCCUCAAGUCCAAGAAACGCCAGGGCUGGAGGACCUUCCUGGUCAUCCCCGAGCUGGCCCAGGAGUUGCAUGUCUGGACUGACAAGAGCUCAUUAUUCGAGGAAUUGCAGGGCCUGGACAUUUUCUUGGCAGAGCUCUACAAGCAUCUGGACAGCAGUAGUAAUGAGAGGCCUGACAUCAGUGCUCUCCAGAGAAGGGUCAAGAAAGUGACCCAUGACAUGGACAUGUGCUAUGGUAUGAUGGGUAGUCUGUUCAGGUCUGGCUCCAGACAGACUCUGUUUGCCUCUCAGGUGAUGCGCUACGCUGACCUGUACGCUGCCUCCUUCAUCAACCUCCUGUACUAUCCCUUCAGCUACCUCUUCAGAGCUGCACACGUACUGAUGCCCCACGAGUCAACGGUGGAGCAUGCGCACAUCGACAUGGACACCGAGUCCCCCCUGGCCACACGCAACCGCCACUGCACCGACAGCAAGGACCUGGAGUGCUGUAGCAACAAGAACCGCAGCCAGCUGACCCGGUCCAUCAGUGAGAUCAAACCCCCCAACAUGUUCCCCCAGACCCCCCAGGAGAUCACCCACUGCCACGAUGAAGAUGAUGAUGAGGAGGAGGAAGAGUAGAUGGAGAGAUAGAGGAGGAGUGAAAAACCAGCUUGAUUCCUUCCUGAUGAUUCCCUAAGGGGUUUUAGGAUAUAUAUACUUAUAGGUAGUUAUAGACUAUACUGUAGUCUAUAGAAGUCCACAGUAGAAGUCAAUGCAGGAUACAUUGGAAUGAGGGGGAGGGGAAAUGGACAUUGUGAUGUAUCUAUAGGAGAUUUAUAUAUAGAGAAAUUGAGCUACUUUUUAUACUAGAGAUGUAUGGGUAUGCGAGUGUCUGAGAUCUAUAGGUUUUAUUCAUCAGAUCAGUCAACUGUAUGUUACUACAGUAACAUUUGCUGCUCGUUUCUCCAAAAAACGUUGCCCCGUGCCCACCACUUUUCAAGUUUUAUAUUUUCAAUGGUUGUUUUUCUAUGAUGGAAUGGGAAAAGGUUGACUUGAAGUUGGUCAUUUUUUUAAGUUGAUGAAGCUAAAACCGUUUUUACGGCAUGUGAUGUUGUAGCAGACAGAUAUACAUGAAUACACACAAGAAGCAAAUAUUACAAACACGACUUUUCUCUAUACUGACCUUACACAGUGUCUGGUCAUAGAGAAUCACUUUUUGUGUGUGUUUACAUAGUAUACCAUAAUGUAGGCACCAUACUGUAGUUUGAAUGUGAAGCGCUAAGGCAGAAUAGCCUUUGCCAAACAGUAUGUACAGUACUGUAUAUAAACUCUAUAUACUGUUUUGCUGUUAUCCUUUUGAAAUGAAAGAAAGUGUUCUAGCCUUGCGGUACUGGCGUUGAAAGAACACGAGUAUCGAGCAACAUGGAAAUCCAAAAACAUGGUCUCAAAAGUAUUUGCUCACAGUUUGUUAUUUUUAUACUUUUUUUGCAGUAUAAUUCCUCCCGUCGUGACUCUGCAAAACACAGCUUGUGUGUGUCUGGCCUUGGCCAAUCAAAAGUUGAUUUUACGUCGUCCUGAGCGACUAUAACCAAGGCAUCCAUAAUUGUACUAAAGAACAGUGUGGUGUAUGUUUUGGGUUAUACAAAGCACAAGUCUGAUUGUGGGUAACUAAUUGUCAAUAUUAGCUCAAUAUGACAUGAAGCGUGUUGUCUAUUUAAAGGAUGGUGCACAUAAUGUAAUCUGUGACUCUGUAUGGCUAAUUUCAACUGACGUUUUGAAAUGCAUGUUGUUUCUAGGCAACCGUGUGUACAGGGUAACAGUUAUGCUGUAUCUGUACAGAUGGGCUCUAUGGCAACUACAGUGUAUGUGGAUUGUCACAUAGGCCUAAUGCUGCGGCACAUAACAUUGUAAGUUAUGGAGAGGUUGUGACCAGUAUUACUGUUCUCAUACAUUAUACUGUAAAAUGCAAGACAUUCAUCUUGCAAAGACCAUUUUCUUGUUCUCCUGUAGGAUGAUAUGAGAUAUCGAAACCUGCAACAUCGUUACACUAUGUGCAGCUAACAUGCAGUAGAAGUUUACCUUUUUUACUAAGCUUGGAGUUGUUUUGUUGGGGAUUCUCUUGAAUAUUACAUCGUAACAGUUUUAUUUUUCAUUGCAAUAGAACCGCUUUAGUUAGAACUGUCAUUCACCCCUACCUAACCGUGUGCCAUGUGUGAUUAAUAUGGUCUAGUGUUUCCCAAGUAAUUAUUUGCAGUUAACAUAGAGUACGUUAUGUAAUAGGAACAGACCUGGGUUCAAAUACUAUUUAAAAUGUUUCAAAUACUUUAGCCUGCCUGGAGUGCCAGGCAGGCUCAGUCAAGCCCCAAUAAAGUAUAUGAAAUGAUUUCGAAUAGUAUUUGAACCCAGGUCUGAUCUAGGUCUGAUGAGGAAUAAGUGGCCUUGAUAUGCAAAAAUGAAAUCCAGGUCAGCCUGGAUGCUGUGACGUGUGGCAUUGCGUAGGCCUUGAGAACGCACGGGCACCAGACAAGGAACCAACGCCUCGGCGAGAGGUAGUUUGUGUUUGACCGCCCGUAGAGGUUAGGGUGGGCCUGGGAAAAGGGCAAGGGGCGCCCUCCUGACUGGUGGGAAUAGGUUGUAGACUCACCCUAGCAGGCCUAUGAAGUAUGGAGGAUAUAUAUAUAUAUAUAUAUAUAUAUAUAUUGCCAUUUAGCAGACGCGUAUGAAGAACUGUAGCUACAGUAUUCUGGAGUUUGUUGGACCACUUAGGGGUAAGAAACACUGAAUGAUUCAAAGAAGCACCUGAUAAUUCCCACCAGGGUUGCAUUUGCUGUCUCCAAACAUGAGCAAACCUUUUAAUUUAAAAAUGGAAAUUGCAAUCAUUGAUUAGGCCCACAAUUCCACUGGAACUUGAGAUACUUAAAAAAAUGUGACUGGAAAAUGUUACUGAAUUGCUUAAUAUUAAACUUUCCUGUUUAGCAACGGAAAUGCAAAACAUUUUCAGUUGUGUGUCCUAAUGAACAUGACCCAGAUGGUAUGCAGGACAGGAAAACUGCCCUGGAAGAGGGAAGGAUUCUUUUAUCUGCAAUAUCAUAUGUGUAUGCUAUGUAAAACACGCGUAUCACUUCAUUUUUAAGGCAUGUAGUUGUGUAGCUAGAGGUUUCGAUUGGCCCGUUGAUUUGGGCUGAUGAAGGGAAGACCAAUAGCGGGUCUAUGUAACCCGGUGGUGUUUGCCGAGGCAAGUAGUGAAACGGUGAAUGUGUGUCCAUGGGUUCAAUUGGGGAUCUUUGUAACAAUUUUAGUAAGAGUAGAAUCUGUUUUAGAGGAACUAUAUAGAGUGGUCAAUAUUUUAUUACUCUCUGAAAAAAGUUGAUCUUUUAAGUAUUGAUUUAACUGGCAAUACUACAGAAACACCCGAGGCAGCUGUAUUCCACACCUGGUUGUUAGUCGUUUUUUGGUCUCAUUACUGACGAAUUCAUAAUAAAGCUUGGUCGUUGGAGAAAAAUCUGAAGUCCUUUUCUGUGAAAACACUUUACAAUACAUUAUUUCUAUGCAAUGACUCAGUACAGUGCAUUAUACAUGUAAACUAACUUACUAAAAGGCUGGCCAAUGCAAGCAAAUGGCUUACGUCAAAGUUGUUAUAACGGUAUAGGUAGAACUAGGUUAGGGCUACACUUGAUAUGUGGAAGAAAAAAAACAUGUACUUCUGUGAGAAAAAGCUCUGGCCUCACAAGGUCUACAAGAUCAUCUGUGUUGUAACAAUUGUACAUUUAAUAAUAAUAAUAGCCUUGCAGGAGAUAUGCUGAAAAAUGGGGGAUGUUGAAGAGCAUCUAUCUACCUUGCGUCAGAAAUGGCACCUUUUUCAACAACAACACCUUGGUUUUGCUGUUUGUAUUUGUUUUUUCUAACCAGUGUUUUCAGAUUCUUAGUUUACAACGUUGUAUAUAAUAAUAUAAUAAGCAUUUCCAUUUACAUGUUGUGGAAAUGUUCCUUAAAUUCUUUUUUAUUUUUGUUGUCUUUGGCAUUUUUCCGGUUUCAGACACCGUUUUUUACUGUAACGGCUUCAUUGAGUAUGUCUGAGCUAGCUAACCCUGGCGAACAGGCUAAUGCUACGAUCAAUUUGGCCAAAUUAUACAAUAUUUCAACAAUUGCAGACCGAGGGUGACAACUAUCAUGCAUUCAUUAAUUUUUUAUGUUUCGUGCAUUUUCUUGUAUGUCCCUCAAAGCGUUUUGUUUCCAGAAUUAUUAUACAACGUGUACAUUGGGGAAAUUACAUUUAUAUGUACAAUAAAAGCUAAUUUUCCAUAAUA